GGAUGUCCUGGCUUAUCCGUGGAGUCUUGAGGGGAAACGUGUCCUUGGUGCUGGUGGAGAACAAAACAGGGAAGGAACAAAGCAGGACAGUUUGGCAUGUUGCCACCAACGAAGGCUUGAGCCUGUGGCAGUGGACGGUGUUGCCCCUUCUGGACGUGUCUGACAGGUUCUGGCUGCAGGUGGUCGCAUGGUGGGGGCAAGGAUCCAGAGCCACUGUGGCUUUCGACAAUAUCUCCAUCAGCCUGGACUGCUACCUCACCAUCAGUGGGGAGGACAAGGUGCCACAGGAUGCAGUACCCAAAUCAAGAAAUCUGUUUGAGAGAAACCCAAACAAGGAGCCCACACCCUGGGAACAUGCACCCAGACAGACCCCCAUCUUCGACCCUACAGUUCACUGGCUGUUCACCACGUGCGGUGCCAGUGGGCCCUAUGGCCCCACCCAGGCCCAGUGCAACAACGCCUAUCAGAACUCCAACCUGAGUGUGGUGGUGGGGAGCGAGGGCCCACUGAAGGGCAUCCAGAUCUGGAAAGUGCCAGCCACCGACACCUACAGCAUCUCUGGCUACGGUGCCGCUGGCGGGAAAGGCGGGAAGAACACCAUGAUGCGGUCCCAUGGUGUGUCUGUGCUGGGCCUCUUCAACCUGGAGAAGGAUGACACGCUGUACAUCCUGGUUGGGCAGCAAGGGGAGGACGCCUGUCCCAGUACAAAUCAGUUAAUCCAGAAAGUCUGCGUUGGCGAGAACAACGUGAUAGAGGCAGAAAUCCGCGUGAACAGGAGCGUGCAUGAGUGGGCAGGAGGUGGCGGCGGUGGGGGCGGAGCCACCUACGUGUUUAAGAUGAAGGAUGGCGUGCCCGUGCCCUUGAUCAUUGCAGCUGGGGGCGGUGGCAGGGCCUACGGGGCCAAGACAGACACAUUCCACCCAGAAAGACUAGAGAAUAACUCCUCCGUUCUCGGGCUCAAUGGCAACUCCGGAGCCGCAGGUGGUGGAGGUGGCUGGAAUGAUAACACUUCCUUGCUCUGGGCUGGAAAAUCUUUGCUGGAGGGUGCCACCGGAGGACAUUCCUGCCCCCAGGCCAUGAAGAACCAGCCCCUGCCCUCCCCUGACCCUGUGUGGACUGUGACUGCACGCUUCCCUCCCCACUGA
Molecule: messenger RNA, 1145 nt
Organism: Nycticebus coucang (slow loris)
Lineage: Eukaryota; Metazoa; Chordata; Mammalia; Primates; Lorisidae
Product: ALK tyrosine kinase receptor-like
Exons: 9
Coding region: 3-1145 (380 amino acids)
Cellular component (GO): membrane
Source: RefSeq, a predicted model, not a curated record